GUUUGUUGUUCAGGCUUAUCAAAGAUGGCGAAAGUCGCGGUCGCAGCGGUGCAAGGGAAGAAGGCCUUGUCUCUGUUACUGGGAAAGUGCGUUCCCUGUGUAAAGCAAAAUGCCUCAAAAAUACGGGUUCAGCAUUUUAAACUCGACACAAACCUUAACAUGUACUACCGAGAGAACUCCUUCUUCUACGCCCACGAUCCCCAGGCGUUGUGCAAACCUGGAGACACUGUUUUGAUUAGGGAAUUGCCCAGCAAAGUGACUCGCCUCAUCACACACGAGAUCCUGGAGAUAGUUUACCCAUUGGGUGACGUAACGGAUCCUGUGACUGGAAAGAAGGUUGUUGUAGGCAAAUACAGGGACGAUAUCAAGGCAGAGGACAAAUUGUUUGGAAGAACAGAGUCUGCUUUUGAUUAUGAUAAAGCACCUCCGAGGGGAAGCCAGGAGGAUAAACGUGACUUCAGUCACAGAGAAACGUACACGAAGUAUCACGAAGAUCCAAAUGACCCACAACCAUAUGCCGUAUAAAUUUGCAGUGUCACAUCUUACAAACUAGCUUAAAAUACAUGUUGAUACAUAAA
Messenger RNA from Neodiprion fabricii, 578 nucleotides. RefSeq names its product 28S ribosomal protein S17, mitochondrial (gene mRpS17). The record is from RefSeq and is a predicted model, not a curated record. Gene Ontology annotation, molecular function: structural constituent of ribosome. Gene Ontology annotation, cellular component: mitochondrial small ribosomal subunit; ribosome. NCBI's taxonomy places the organism in Eukaryota, Metazoa, Arthropoda, Insecta, Hymenoptera, Diprionidae. The transcript has 4 exons. The coding region runs from base 25 to 525 and encodes 166 amino acids. Gene Ontology annotation, biological process: mitochondrial translation.